GGCAGCCCCUGACCCCUCAGGGCCCAGAAGCCGGGGCUGGCAGCCUGAGCCCAGCCAGGGGGCCUUCUAAGCACUCGAGUGGGAGCAGCUGGCCUCGGGGAGGGCUUAAAACCCGGGAGGGCGAGGUCGGUGCGGGCGUGGAGGCGAGGGCAGGAGGCCUGCGCUGCGUUCCGCCGACAUGUGGCCUUUCCCCAGCCGCGCUCUCUUCCCACCCCCCAGUGAGGCUUGGCUGCAGAAGGCUUCCUGGGACCCUGAGGCCCAGGGCUGGGGGGCCUGGAGCACCGCCGAGAAGAGCCCUCUAGGGCCAGGGGGCGGGGACACGAGGGAGGAGGGGCCGGGGGGCGAGGAGGAGGAGGAGGAUGCGGGCUUCCCGCUGUCUCUCUUGGAGAGGGAGGGCCUGGCCCCCGGCCCGGCUCCUGACCAGGUAACGGCCCGUGGAGCCCCACUGGGGGCUGGCCUGGGACCCCCGUCCAUGCGGCCUUCCAGCGUGUGUCCGGGGCAUGUGGGCAUGUGCUGGCAGGAGCUGCAGGCCACCAGGCUGAAGCUGUGGGCCAUGGAGCAGGCCCAGGGCCGGGCGGGGGCAGAGGAGGGCACCAGGGCCGAGGCCGCGCUGACCAGGCAGCUGCUCAGCCCCGAGACAGGCUGCCUCUGCCCCGGGACCCCCACGGAGAAGGUGGAGGCCGACCACAGAUCCGUCUACGUGGGCAAUGUGGACUACGGGGGCACGGCCGAGGAGCUGGAGGCCUACUUCAGCCACUGUGGUGAGGUCCACCGGGUCACCAUCCUGUGCGACAAGUUCUCCGGACGCCCCAAGGGCUAUGCCUACGUAGAGUUCGCCGCGCAGAGCUCCGCCCAGGCCGCUGUGGGGCUGGACAGCAGCAUUUUCCGAGGCCGGGUCAUCAAGGUGCUGCCCAAACGGACCAACUUACCGGGGAUCAGCUCCACAGACCGUGGGGGCCUCCGGGGACACCCAGGCACCAGGGCAGGACCCUUCCCUGGCCGCAGCCUCCACGGGCACGUGGAGGUCUCUCCGUGGCGCUCACCGUACUGGAGGGCGGGCCGACUUUGGGGCUGGGUCAGGAGCAAACCCCGGUGCUCCACGCGGGCCGCUUAUGUGGCAAGGAGCUGCCGGAGCCUCGCGGUGGCCCAGACGCCACGGCGGGAGCCACGAAGCACAAGCCAGAGGGCUGGGCAUGGCGCUGCCCCUGGGGGCUCCAAAGAACCCUGGACCACACCCGGCUCUUCAGGGUCAGCUCGGGCUUGGCCUUCUCAGGGCUGUCCUACCAAAAACUUUUAAAGAAAAAUAGACGUGUCUUAAUGGUAACAUAAAUUAUUAAACUUGAGUAUUUU
Molecule: messenger RNA, 1350 nt
Organism: Manis pentadactyla (Chinese pangolin)
Lineage: Eukaryota; Metazoa; Chordata; Mammalia; Pholidota; Manidae
Gene: PABPN1L
Product: PABPN1 like, cytoplasmic
Exons: 7
Coding region: 179-1297 (372 amino acids)
Molecular function (GO): RNA binding
Source: RefSeq, a predicted model, not a curated record